UUGAAUUGUAGCUGCAUUCAGACUUCCAACAAUGAGGACUAUGCUCGUCCUGGACAUUGCAAAGUCAGCUGUACCCAUUUGCUUUUUUCAAUGGUUGUUAGCAUUGCUUUUGUUGGAUUCAUAGCCUCACUUACCCACAAUCCUCUCUACAUGACAGUGCUCCGUGUGGUGAGACAAGAUGAAAAAUCUUUUGCAAUUGGGAUUCAGUUUUUGAUAAUGAGGCUAUUGGCAUGGUUACCAGCUCCUGCUGUGUUUGGUGCUGUCAUCGAUUCAACUUGCAUUAGGUGGAAUAAGACAUGCACUGGAAAGAGUGCAGCGUGUGCUUACUAUGAUAACACUUUACUGAGGAAUAGGUACCUGGGUCUACAACUUGGCUAUAAUGCCCUUGGGACAUUGCUUUUACUGAUUGCUGGUUGGAAAGCAAAGACGUUCAGUGCACGUAAGAUUGCUGUACAGAACACAACGGCAGUAUGAAGAUUCUCCAGUUGAUAUAAUGGGAACUGACAUUACUUCACAAUUGACCAACCUACAAAUUAUUUUUGUAUCUGAAUCAUUUACUUAACAAUACUUUGAAUUAUAGUGUUGAUUUAUUUCAGAGUUAAAAUCACUAUACUUAUUUGACAAUGAGAAAAAAUUGAGCAAUGUCAAGAACCCUCAGUAACAACAACUUGCAUUUAUAACACACCUUUAAUGCAGUUAAACAUCCCAAGACAGGGACUAUACAAAGAAAAUUUGACAUCGAACCACGUAAAUAGCUAUUAGAUCAAAACCUUGUCUCAAAGAAUAUGAAUGAGCAUCUUUAAAAGAGAGAGAGAGAGAGAGAGAGAGAGAG
Messenger RNA from Chiloscyllium plagiosum (whitespotted bambooshark), 832 nucleotides. NCBI's taxonomy places the organism in Eukaryota, Metazoa, Chordata, Chondrichthyes, Orectolobiformes, Hemiscylliidae. The record is from RefSeq and is a predicted model, not a curated record.